This is a messenger RNA of Falco peregrinus (peregrine falcon), 4854 nucleotides long. RefSeq names its product RAB15 effector protein (gene REP15). Gene Ontology annotation, biological process: receptor recycling. The record is from RefSeq and is a predicted model, not a curated record. NCBI's taxonomy places the organism in Eukaryota, Metazoa, Chordata, Aves, Falconiformes, Falconidae.
GCCUGCAGAAGGACUCAGCUGACAGCUAAGAAAUCCAGCCCCGCUGCGCCCCGUGGCAGUGAUGGGCUUGUGAGAAACGGGCACUGGCACGUGUGCAGGGGGCACCCGGGCAGCCCCACGCUAGCCCUGCAGGGGCUGCGGGGCAGGGGAGGGUGGUGGGAGGUGUUGGGCUGGUAGGGCAGCUGGCCAGCCCUGCAGCCCAGCUGGACAAGGGGGUAGGCACCUGCACCUCAUGGGCAUGUAUUAUCCCUCGGCUCCUCCGGCUUCAAGCAUUUGCAGGUGAAUGUGGCUUGCUCCGUGGGGGAUGUAGGUCUGCUCCUGUCCUGAGGAGGAGGAGGGAAGAACGCUGCUAGGGACUAGAAGCUGCGUGUCCGCGCUUGCACAGAAAUACAGAGGGGACUCGAGCAUCCAGGCGGGUGAAAAGCACCAUCUAAAAAGUAGAUGGACUUUUUAGAUGUCAGUCUUUUAGACCGCCUUUUUAGCAGUCAGCCAUGAGAGUCCACGUUUGAUGACUGUGCUGCUUUAGAGAGGUCGGCGCUGAGGCCCCCUGAGUUCAACUGCUAUCCAUCUGUAUCGUGAGCUGCUUGGGCACCCGUCUCUCUGGUCCCAGGUGUCAUUCCCCUCCUCAUGCCUGUGGAGCCCUCAGCAGUCAGAGGUGCUCCAGCUACUUUGCCAACAGGAGCUGAGCUUCCCCAAAGUACUUUUUGUUGCUGGGGUGCAGGUACAGUUGAUGUAUCAAUGUUUUGCCCAGUGUAGCCCAGAUAAUGUACCAGAAAAUGCAGAACCCCUGUCUCAUGACCUUAAUUUCUGUGGUUUUAUUCACCAGCCCAACAUUUCAGUGGGAACCAUGAGGAUAAACACUUUGAAACCUAGAGUAUAAUAAACUUGGCUGUUUGUUUACAGUGAUGAGGACAAGAUAGAUGUGUAUUGCUCAAGAGCCUAUGGAGGUUAAACCCAGCUUUUUUUCCGUUUGCUUAAAUUAACCUAUAUGCUUAGGAAUGGAGAAUUAAUCCAGAAUAACCUCUGGAAUUACUCUUCUGAUUCCCAUCCACUAGGUAUUGUUGCAUCCUGGCUUUCCCUUCAGGAAGGAAGCUGCACUUACUCUACCUGCAUACUUUUUAUACCUUGCACGGCUUUGUUGUUAUGAUUGCUCAGUGCAUACUUUAUGCUUCACCUUAGUAUUCUGGCAUUUUCUUUUGCAGCAAGAGCUUUUCCUACUGAGCUUCUUUAUCCUCAGUUGGGAGGAAGAAGAUUGUGCUCUUUGAGGCAGCUAAAAGAAAAGCUUCCUGAGUUGCAAGUAGAUUUGGAGCAGUGGUCAGCAAGGAGAGUAUUAAGUGAUGGAGAACCUUUGAUCAGAAAGGAAAUUAGAGUUACAGUCAGAGAUACCAGGAGAAGCAGCAGCGUGUUCCCUCUGAGAAAGUCUUGAAGGAAUGGAGAUGGGCCCAUGACACAUUUGAAGACCUGUGGAAGAAAAGACACAUAAUAUGUAAGACAUGAUCUGUUUCUUAGAGAGGGGACCCAAGGGCAGCAGCAGGACUGACCAGCCCGUGCAUCGGAGAAGGUGUUUCCCUGGGUGGCAGGAGCACCACAGCUGUAGUCAGAAGGAGAGAUCGAUCAAAUGAAGUUUUGAGCAAUGGGAGUAAAGAGGGCAGAGAAAGACAGAUCCUUGGCACUUUCUUCACUCAUUCAGAAUGAAGAGGAGGAAGAGCAGCGUUCAGCAGGACAGAGCCUGUUUCUUCGGAAAGAUGGUGAGAUCCUGGACCAAUGGAGAGACCAGAGUAGUGCAUUUGGCACCAGCAACAUCUAGAGCUGAACAGGGCUGGCUCCUGCUGCUGCAGUAAGCCUGUGUUCCAGCUUUCACUGCUAGGGAGAAUAGGAAGCAUUUUAUUGCAGCUGCAUUUGAUAGUCCUGCAUUGUGCUGCAUUGACUGUCCAAGCUUCCUUGAGAUAAUCUGGUUACAGGCAGCAACAGCACAAGCUUCUCGGUUGAGCCAAAAGUCCAAGGUGGUGUGCAUUGCCAUGGCACAACUAAUGCUACUGACAGUAGCAGCAGUUAAUACUGGAAUACAACACCCGACAGCCCAUCAAAAAACACCACCACGUCAUUUCAGGCACCCUGUAGAAGUCUUCAGGUUUGGAUGCCUACUCUGGGUGAUUUAAAAGAAAAAGGUUGCUUCAUAGUCCUAGAGAGGAGAUCAAAGGAGAUAAAAUCAGACUGUAAUGGGAUAGCACCAGCUGAAGAAAUGGUGCCAGAAUUAACAGCAAGGAAAACGAGCACAGAUGAAUUCAGGUGGGAAAGUGACUGGGCCUGUUGGGCUGGUUGCUGCUCAGUCAGCUGUAGAGAAACACCCAGGAGAAAGCCAUGACCUUCAUCUGGAAGGCAGCAGGUAACCACGUGCAUGCUUAAUAGGUCUGGCUGAGCCCAGCAACUACAAAGCCUUUGCUGGAAAAGGAAGGGACUUCCCUGAGGCAGUCUGCACGUGGAAACUAAGUCCUGCACAGAAAAUGGGCCAGAAGGCACCCAAGGACAACCAGAAGAACAAGGCUGAAACCCUAGUCAUUUGUGAAGUCUUCAGCCAAGGUGUGGUCCAUGCAUCUCAAAGGUGGAAGGACUAUCUUGGUUUCAUGGAUCCUCAGAGCAAACUCCAGACGGCCACAAACAGGCUGAGCGAGAUGGUUUUGGUCAACUUCUUCAGUUUCUAUGAAAAGGGAAUGGAGGAAUGGAUCAUGACAAGCAAAAUGACCAAGCAGUAGUCCUCCCUGUGUGGGGUGCGCUGGGUCUGGACUCUGUCUGGAGCUGACAAGCAAAUCAAACUUGGGAUGGCGGUGCAGGCGGUGCAGCUGGCCGAGCUUUGCUGGGAGGGCAGCCCUGCUGUGCUGGGGGCAGCUGCGGGAGCUGUGCGGGUGGGUGACCGCUUCCAAAAUGGGACCAGGUUUGGGAAGCUGGUAGAGCUGUGCCGCCUGGUGGGAUGGGACUGCCUGGGCUUGUUCAUCACGUGUGCCAGGGAAGCCUGAGGCACAUCUGAGGAGUCAGGUUAGACAGCAUUGCCCAGGAGGAGCAAAAAUGCCGCCUGUUGGGCAGGAAUGCGCUAUGGCAAUUUGUCACUAGUACCGACAGCUUCCUACCCACAAAAGACAUGUUGGAAAACUGCCUUGGCACAAAAAACAGACCAAAGGAGGUGGCCAAUACACACACAAACUUUCUGUAAACCACUGGUUAACAGCAGUGGCUCUUUGCAUGCCAGAGGCUGUAUUGGGCUCAGCUUGGCCUCUUUAGCUUUUCUUCUCACAUGCCAUCCUCUGCACCCCCUUACAUCCCACCUUCCCUUCCACCCAUUGCAUUCCCUUAGCUCCUGCAGGAGCCAGGCUGAGUCAGUCUCUCCAAGUUUUAAAACAACAGGACAUACCCUGCCAGAAAAACAUGUUUAUAGAAGGCGCAUCAUUCUUGCAGAACAUUUUGUUCACCAGACAUAGUCUUGGCUGGAGCUGAUGAAAGCUUUAUCACCCUGAGCCUUUGGGAGGUCAUGGUAGAUUUGACUCACAGCCUCUGUUAACCGUGUGGCAGAUUUUUUCCUGUAAUAGACGGCAGAGUCUGUAAUAAAGACGAUGUACUGGUUCUGGUCAGGAGAUCUGCACUGAGCAUGAAGGACAGUAUCAGGGCUUAAGAACACCGGUUUGGAGGAGUGAGCUGGUUCCCAACUAAGAGGAAAAGCCCUUCCCUGCAAUAGAAAUGAGCUAUAAGAUAAACAUAUUAAUUACCUGCCCCUUAAAGCAGCUCAGUGCCAGGCUACAGAGGGCCUCAGAGCUGUGACCGCAACACAGGGGCAGGGUUGGUCCCGGCUCCAAAGCCUGGUUUUGUUGAGUGGCGGCACCAGGUCAACGCAUGGCAAAAGGCAGGGGCUGGCAUUAAAGAAAACAGGAAAAAUCAACCAACAGGGACAAAAACCUGGCCCUGGAGAUGGAGGGUAUUUUUACUUUUCAUGGCAGCAGAGGCAGCACCUGACUAAUCACGCAAAAGAGUAUGGAGGAGGCAAAAUUAUUUCAUGAUGAAUUUGUUCUCAGUAGCUUAGCAGCUGAUUGCAUUUAAGGACUGAUUUAUUCCAUUUCCAUCAGCUUUUAGUGGACAAAGUGAGACUUCUGGCUUGCAGAAUUGUAAUUGCUUUGUUUCAGCUACUGUUAACCAGUAAAGGAAGACCUGCUCAGUUUUCAAAUCUGUAAACUCACUUUGUUUAUAGCUACUUGAAUAAUUUUGUCAGUGCAAAACUCCUCCACCUAUAGUUUUCUUGUAAUUUUGUUUAACAAAAUAAAAAUUUCAAAAUCUCAUUCAUAUUUUUCUACUUACUAUUUGAGCCAUAAGAUGGAGCAGCUGCCAAAAUGGUCUGCAGUUUUCCAUGGCAUAGGUGUGAAGGCUGAAUGGGGAACUGAAACAAAAACAAACAUGCAGAGAACUGUGAAAUUUUUGUGGAGUCACGUGCAGGGCUAGUAUGGAGAAGGGAAGCCUUUCAGUUUUGAAAUAACUCAUUGAGAUACAGUUGUUUUUCGAAGGCUGGUGUCACUCACGUUUGGGCCACUCACUUCAAGAAAGACCUGGAGGUGCUGCAGCAUGUCCAAAGAGCAACGGAGCUGGUGAAGGGUCUGGAGCACAAGUCUUGUGAGGCGCAGCCGAGGGAACUGGGGGUGUUUAGUCUGGAGAGGAGGAGGCUCAGGGGAGGCCUCACCUUACUGCCUCUACAGCUCCCUGAAAGGAGGCUGUAGCGAGGUGGGUGUCAGGCUCUUCUCCCAAGGAACAAGCCAUAGGAUGAUGGGAAACAGCCUCAAGUUGCUCCAUUGGAGGUUUGGUUUAGAUAUUAUGAAA